This is a messenger RNA of Schistosoma turkestanicum, 1637 nucleotides long. NCBI's taxonomy places the organism in Eukaryota, Metazoa, Platyhelminthes, Trematoda, Strigeidida, Schistosomatidae. The record is from the annotation of a GenBank genome assembly.
GCAGGAUUAAAUAGUGUUAACAGAAAAAACAAAUGGUUCUAUCAUGAUUUUAAAUGAUCAAAAAGCAUUUUGUAUUCAAUAGAAAAACAAUAAUGACAAGAUGAUAAUAUAUAGAAUCAUGAAGGAAUAAUAGAAUGAAGUGAACAUUUUCGUUUGGUUUCAAACAAAUUAUUGAAUAUAAACAAUUAGUUAUUGGAUUAUUAGGAAUGGGCAUGAUAUUAUCGUCAUCAGAAGAUCUCUCUAGUUCUGAUAAUGAAAAUGGUAAGAAGAAAGUAUCUACCAUCACAAAAAAUGGAAGGCCUAAACUACUUUCAAUACAAGAAUAUGAAGCAGAAUUGAUUCGUAUAACUGAUGAACUGAAAUCUGACGAGGAUACAGACACGGAAGAAUAUUUCUCUGAUGAAGAAUAUGAUGACAAAGACAAGGAUACCAUUCAAUCGUUUAGAUUACCGAAUUCAAGUCGAUUGCAAUUUUCCGUCUACUAUAAUGAUUCAGAACAAGAAAUGCAUGUCAAUGUUAUUCGUGUGAACAAUGUACCAGGUAGAGAAGCUGGUGGACCCCCAGCUUAUCAAAUUAGUUUAUCUAUAGAACCAGAUAAUAAACAAUGUUGGAAAAGUAAAAUACGUACAGCACCAAAUCCAGAAUAUUUAGAAGAAUGGCGAUUUAAAAUUUCUCUUGUUACCAUACACACAUCUACGCUCAUUUGUCGUAUAAUUGGAUUUUUUGAAAGUGAAGAAGAAUAUCUAUGUGGAGAAGCUACUGUGUCGUUAGGAAAUUUAAAUUUAAAUAUUGAAAAUGUUCUAACAGUAAAUUUUCAACCAAUACACAUCUUACCAGUUUCGCGUAAUUUGCAAUUAACAAAAUCAGAAAAUACAACAGAUAAUACUACCAAUAAUAAUAUUAAAACUGCAACUUACAAAUUAACCGAUCAAGAUCGACCAUCCAUUUGUCCACAAAGCGAAAAUGCAAUCAUUUUCAAUACACGAUUAUCAAAAGUUUUAUUAAUGCUUCGAUUAAAUCAAACUACUGGACGAUUUGAAUGUUGUAUUCAACAAAUUAAUAUGAUUGAUAUGCAGAUAAGUAGAAUACCAAGGCGAAGUAUUUAUGUGAAAUUACUUAUCAGAACAGAACAAGAUGGUUUAAUCAAUAAAGCACAAAGUGCAUAUUAUCCAAAACAAUCAACUAUACACUUGAAUGAAACAUUUGCAUUUUAUAUUAAAUCAUAUCAAAUAGGUCAAAUCACUGUAGAAUUUUCAUUAUUACGAAGAAAACCAUUCAAUAAACGUACUAUCAUUGGGACAUGCAAAAUAGGCAAAUAUAAUACAAGUAUUCAUGAAUUGGAACAUUGGGAACGUGUAUUAACUGUGAAAGAUCAAAUGAUAUCACAAUGGCAUAAAUUCUAUCCAAUAGCAAUUACACCAACGGAAAUGACUUUUAAAUCUAGAGAAGAUAAAAACAAUCAAUCGUCAAAGGAGGAACAACAACAGCAAUAACAUUAAAUUCAUUUUAUUUUGACGAAUAAUUUAUAUGGUUUUCUUUUUAUUGAUAGCGUAUAUUUCUGUUGAAUAAUACCGAAAAUGCACAUACAGUGUUGUUUAAUUAAGAAAUAAAAUGUUUUUUAAAUUAGAGUUAUGGAG